UCACCUCGGUCUGGGCGCCAAGAUGGCGUCCUCUGCCUCCGCCCGCACUCCGGCGGGGAAGCGAGUGGUGAAUCAGGACGAGCUGCGGCGCUUGAUGAAAGAGAAGCAGCGUCUCAGCACCAACCGGAAACGGAUAGAAUCUCCGUUUGCGAAGUACAACCGUUUGGGGCAGCUGAGCUGUGCCCUGUGCAACACCCCGGUGAAGAGCGAGCUCCUGUGGCAGACUCACGUCCUGGGAAAGCAGCACCGGGAGAAAGUGGCCGAGCUGAAAGGCGCGAAGGAAGCCGCCCAGGGUCCGUCCGCCAGCUCAGUGCCCCAGUCGGCCAAGAGGAAGGUGUCGGAGUUGGACGGUCCAGAUCCCAAGAGACCCAAGGCCUCCCCGCUGCCUCAGGUACAGCCCUCCACAUCCGCUGUGUCCACCAACUUUGACAAAGCAGGGAAGGAGUCCACUAGAGCGACCCUCAUUAAGGCUUCGGGACUCGGUUUACUCCCCGAUUAUGAAGAUGAAGAAGAGGAGGAGGAGGAGGAAGAGGGAGGAGAAGGGAAAAGGGGGGACACCGGCAAGCAGCCGCCCGACGCACAGGGCAAGGAACACUCGCUUUCCUCCUCGAGGGAGGCAACAAGUAGUAUGCUGCCAAGAGGUUUCUCGGAUACAGAUCCUCCCAAGGCCCCUUUAAUUCCUCACUCAGGGUCAAUUGAGAAAGCAGAAAUCCAUGAAAAAGUGGUGGAAAGGAGAGAAAACACGGCGGAAGCAUUACCGGAAGGCUUUUUUGACGACCCUGAGAUAGACGCUAGGGUACGAAAGGUUGACGCCCCGAAGGAUCAGAUGGACAAAGAGUGGGACGAAUUUCAAAAGGCCAUGAGACAGGUCAAUACCAUUUCGGAAGCCAUAGUUGCUGAAGAGGAUGAGGAGGGACGGUUGGACCGGCAAAUUGGGGAGAUCGACGAGCAGAUAGAAUGUUACCGUCGGGUGGAAAAGCUUCGGAAUCGCCAGGAUGAAAUAAAAAAUAAGCUUAAAGAGGUUCUGACUAUAAAAGAACUGCAGAAAAAGGAAGAGGAGAAUGUUGACAGCGAUGAUGAGGGAGAACUACAAGAUUUGUUGUCUCAGGAUUGGAGGGUAAAGGGGGCUUUAUUAUAGGGUUUCAAAGACUCAAGAUUUCUACACCCCCUACAGUGGUACCAAAAGUACUGUCUCUGGAUAGGAUAGUGGUUACUUCAUGCCUAACUGGGUUGUUGAGAUACAAUGAGCCUGUGAAGAUAACACUUUGAAAAUUGGUGUAAAAUAUUUUUGAAGGAAAGUGGGGUUUUUUUUGAAAAUUUUCAAGUAUUAUAUACUAAAUGCCAACUUUUCCACACAUUUACUUAAUGGUAUAAUUUUGAGUUGUCAAGUCUGUAAGCUGUAAAUAUUGUACAUAGUUAAAUAUAUAUUUACUUAAGUAAUUCUGUUUUGAAAUUUAUAAAUUAGUAGAGGCCGGGCUAGCAGAGAAUCUUUCAGGUGAAAACCAAGUGUGGUAUUUGGGAAUGCACUUGGGUUUUUUUCUUUUCUGAUCUGUUAAAUCGACUCAAGAGGGUUGUGCAGGACGUUGGGGAGGAGGGAUGUUUUUUAUUCAUAAAUACAUAAAUCAGGGCAAAUCUCA
Suricata suricatta (meerkat) is the source of this 1637-nucleotide messenger RNA. It is a transcript of the gene ZNF830, whose product is annotated as zinc finger protein 830. Bases 23 to 1138 code for a protein of 371 amino acids. Gene Ontology annotation, molecular function: nucleic acid binding; zinc ion binding. Gene Ontology annotation, biological process: nuclear DNA replication; mitotic DNA damage checkpoint signaling; mitotic DNA replication checkpoint signaling. NCBI's taxonomy places the organism in Eukaryota, Metazoa, Chordata, Mammalia, Carnivora, Herpestidae. The record is from RefSeq and is a predicted model, not a curated record. Gene Ontology annotation, cellular component: nucleus; spliceosomal complex. The transcript has a single exon.